AUGCAGACCGUUCCCAGUCUCGUGGGAACUGGCACUGCCGUUGCUGCGGCGGCCCUCGGUCUCGUCUUUGCUCAUCCCGACGACGAGUUGAGUUCCACACAGUCCGCCUCGAACAGGAGGAAACUAGCCUCAGACAAAGACAUUCCUCCGAACCAUUCACUGAGCGGUCCCACUGUCUCUUUGCGCCCCGACACCAGUUCUGGCGCCCAGCAGUUGCCGACUCCUACAGAAGACGCACGCUACACGACUUUUCCCAACCAACAAUUCUCCUUUUCGAACUCCAACGAGCCCUCGUCUGCGCGCCCUUCUCGUCCACUCAGCUCGCAUUUCAGCUUUGCGCCGUCGUUGCUGCACAGCAGAAGAGCGUCGUACGUGAAGCAGGGAGACCAGGUGGCACCGCCCUACAACCCGGAGGAUCCCAGAGACUCUGUUUCGUCCAAUGGGUCCUGGAUGAGGCGCUUGUCACUCCGGCCAUUGUCACAACACGGGAGCAUUAGAUCAAGUCUGGGCCUCGACAGCCACUCCGUCGCCUUUUCACACGGUUCCGCGGCCCCGAUUCUAUCGCCGACCGGCUCGAUCCCUCCGCCGUUGCCUCCCAACAAACUAGUAAAGCGACCCCCUUCGUCACAACGCAAUGAUCCUGUAACGCGCCGCCGAUCCAAAACGCACCUUCCCAGUCUUCGUCGGCCCGCCACCAGUCACCAGAGAUCUGCCACUUUGCACCGGAUCCAUCACGACGUGAACCCCGUUGAGCCCGAUACCGACCCGAAAUUCUCCUUCGACCGCUACCUCCAAAACGCCGGAGAUAGUGCUGCAACUCCCCCGCCGCAAGAAAGCGACCCGACUUUCCAAAAACCGAAUUCGAGUACUAAGUGGACCUCGUUCUUCCACACGCGCAGAGCCAAUGUCACUGCACGGAUCGCUCCUGAUCGCCUAGUUGACCGCAGUCCCAGCACACGAUCCUCCUCGGCGACAACAAGGCGUCUGUUGGUGUCCAACGACAGAAAGCACGGUAUCUACCUGGUUGGUGGUGGUAUGCUGGGGAACACCGUUGCGCCUCCCGAAGACGUCCCAUCGCUUGUGGAAGACGAAGCGGUGGCUGAGGACGCGUGCGACGUUGGAGACACAAGGGAGCCCGAAGAAGACAACACGCCAGCAACGCCAGACGACACGCCGUCCAAACGCACCCGAAUCUCAAUGCAUUUCAACUCUCCCAAUUGGAUCCCGAGGGCGGGUAGUCUUCGACGGACAAAGCGUGGAGCAGGACCCAAAGGCGGUGGUGGGAGUAAGCGGCACGUCUCUGCGCCUACGUCGAUAUCCCCCGGCCGCGCCCAAGACGACGAGCAUGCUGCGCCUGCGGACGCAGACGACUUCCAAACGCCGCCGUACCAUCGAACAGCAGCCAACCUGGAGCUCGCAUCAACUGCACAUUUGAGUCCACGCAGUUCUCCGUCGCCUCUUCCCCCGCUAUCGCGACUUUCCAGCUUCAAUGUCGACGUUUCCCGAAUAGGCUCAUCGGGAGGCGCUGGUCCAUCCCCCCGGUCCAUCCAACCAUCUGGCAGUUCUCAGGGCUCGUCGGCGUUCGCUGCGUACAACCGCAGCGCCCCGACCGAUCGAAGCUCGACUUUGAACAGCUCCGACUUCGACUCCCGGGAUUUCAUCUCGGGUGAUGAUGACACGGACUUCAAGAGCGAGACCAUCUUUGACUCAUUUCGAACCGCCGAGUCCGACCGUAACCGCGCGGUCGAGACCCCGCUCGACCACAUGUUUGACGAGUCGCCGCCAGGCACUGCUGGACAUCUCAGGGCCAAGCGACUGUCUAUCCAUGAGAUUCUCGGCCGCUCAUGGGAUGCGGAUGACAGAAUCAUGGAGGAGGACGAGAACAUGCCGACGCCGGUUCGUGUCAACCACGAGCCAAGAAUACGCACCGACUCAGAUGUAAUGGCACCACGCUACAGCUUGGAGCGACCUUCGAAUGAGUAUUCUCUCGGAAGUAAGGACUUUGGCCGCUUGUCAAUCGAGGACGAUUUCGACGACGACGACUGGGCCCGUGACGAGGAUGACAUGGCCUGGAGCAACCAGCUCUCGCCCCCAAGCUCGAUGAACUCUCGUGGCGUCAGUCCCCAUCUGCGCAUGGCACUUGCUAGUAUCAGCGGUAAUGGAAACGCCGAUGCGGCGCACGACUCUAGCGAACGGCCUCGCAGCAAUAUUUUUGAUUGGAGCGAGCCGACGCAGGAAAAGCCAGAUCACAGCAGUUCGUUCCGGCCGAAAACUGCCUACGGAAAGCAGGAACUCGAUAUGAGAGGUGGUCGUACUGCGGUUCGAAAGGGCCCAACGGCCAUGCACGUUCGCAGUCAGAGUGUGCCCGUUGUCCAUGAUCCCACAGAUGGCGCGACAAUGAACCCGAAGUUUGGCACAUGGGGGCUGAGCAGCAAGACUGUGAGCGAGGACUGGGACGAUGACUUCGAGUUUGACGGUAACGAGAACGAGGACAAGGAAGCUGACAAUGCAUUUGCCAUGGUUGUGCCCGCCUCCAUCCAGGCCUCGCAGCCGAGCCUCAAGCAACAUACUGGUCACAUCAGAGAGUUGUCUUUGCUCGUCAAUGACCUCAAACGGUUGUGUCGACUCGGUCGCGAUUUGGACAUGCUCAGUGGAUCCAAUGCCGGUGUCUGGAAGGAAGCUGAGGGGAUUAUCGCGCUGGCAUCGCCCGACGAAGAUGAGUUGGAGGGCAUGGACGUGGACUCAUCCUCCAUUAUGAGCGGCUUUGACGCUGUGUCGCCCGCUCCUAUCGAAAAAGGAGACCCCUUCGACGAGGUUCACGAACUGAACGUCUCCAAGACAGCAGUUAUUCGGGAGCGAACCGCCGGCCGCAGACGUUCCGUCUUCUCGCCAGACGAUGACAUUUUUGGCGGAAACGGCCUAAUUUUGGACGAGCCUCCUCCUCCACGCCCAAAGACACCUGAGAACAAUAUCAACAUGGGCGGUCACGAUGUCACUGAUAUCGUCAGAUCCGUCCUCGACGCCAUGCAGCAGCGGUCCGUUUCUGACUCGGCACGCGAUGACAAGCUCCACUUCGGCACCAACAGCCUCAAGGCUUUGGUCAAGCGCGCAGGCGAUCUUCGAGACACACUGUCAGAGGUCGUGCGCCGCGCAGACCAGAUCACAUCGAGCCCUGCCCGGACGCCCCGUCAGCACAACGACAGUCCGGCCUUUACCCGGGUCUUUACCCCAGACCAUACUCCGUCCCCGUCGAGCCCACCAAAGAAGUUGCCUCACAGCAGGAGCACGAAUUCUGGGCUCGGGCGCGGAUCGGUCGAUGCUUCGCCAUCGAGUGGCUUGCAACGGAUGCAAAUGAUGACGGUCAGCUGA
Molecule: messenger RNA, 3369 nt
Organism: Colletotrichum navitas
Lineage: Eukaryota; Fungi; Ascomycota; Sordariomycetes; Glomerellales; Glomerellaceae
Exons: 2
Coding region: 1-3369 (1122 amino acids)
Biological process (GO): regulation of mitotic cytokinesis
Molecular function (GO): GTPase activator activity
Source: RefSeq, a predicted model, not a curated record